AUGGGCUUGAGAGCUUAUAUCGAAAAACCAAUCGCGUUCUCAGAUGCGAACUAUGCAGAAGGCUACAACGUUCCAAUCUCUCCAGUUCAUGCAUCAAGUCCGUCUUCACGGUACAUUCAAUUGCUGCUCACAGCUAAUGAAUCGUAUUCGUGCCUGCUGUCUCCGAAAGCAGGCACCAUUCUGCACCGCCUACCAGAGCGUUACAAACAACAAGCCCAGCACCAGGCUGGCCCCGUAAAUGAUCAAUCAAAGGAUAAACAUCGCGGGUCAAGCCCUAUCCAAAACGAUAACAACAUUGUGUACAUGACGCCCGUGAAGGUGGGUGGUCAAUCCCUCCAGCUUGUCAUAGACACAGGCUCUUCUGAUACCUGGCUCGUAAGCGACCCUUUCCAGUGCAAAAACGACGCGCAGAUGCCUGUCGAGGAGGAUCAUUGCAAAUUUGGCAACCGCUAUGAGCGCACGGCCACCUUCGAACAGGACAAGCAGUACACAUUUAGCAUUGCGUACGCAGACGGCGAGCGUCUCAAGGGGAUUAUCGGCCGCGAGACGGUGGCCAUAGGUGGGAUCACGAACAAGAACACGACGAUCGCGCUAGCCCACGAGGCAAAUUGGCAUGGUGACGGAGUUUCCUCCGGCUUGUUCGGCCUGGCGUUUCCGACCAUUACUCACGCGAUGAAGGGAGACCGUCCCACCAGGUAUGAUCCCGUCUUCUUCUCCAUGUACAAGAAAUCGCUCAUCGCACCCGUCUUCUCCGUCGCGUUGAACCGCAAGAACGAGGGACCCGGCGUGCUAUCUUUGGGCGGGCUGCCGUAUAAAAGGGCGGCUGCGCUCCGGUACGAGGAUGACUUCGCGGUGGUGCCCAUGGAGAAGAUCGGCAUGGCAGACAAAGCCACCGGGCAGAUGCAGUACACGCUGUACGUUGCGGACGCGGACGGGUUCGUGGUCGGAGAUGGCGUGUAUAACUUCCCAGCCAAGAUGCUUGUCGACACAGGUACGACCAUGUCCUCUGUUCCGCCCACCAUCAUGCGUGCCAUCGAGGCAGCCUGGUCCCCCCCAAUAUGGCCCCCAUGCACGGCCAAAGACAUCUGUAGAAUACCUUGCGACAGCGUGCCUCCUAAAUUCGCCAUCGUGCUCGGCGGGAAGCAGGUAGAAAUCGAUGCGAAGGAUAUGGUCCUUACCCACGACAAAGACCAAGGGGGAGGUCGGAUCUGUGCCUUGGGGGUAGCGCCAGAUGAGAGUUUAGCAUCCGGGGGGAACGGCUUGAGUAUGAUAGGGGGAUCUUUUAUGAAGAGCAUCCUUGUAGUGUUUGACGUAGGGGCGGCGGAGCUGAGAUUUGCAAAGCGGGUAAGGAACACGCGGAGAAACAAGAAAGAAAGGUCGAAAAAAAGGGCAGGCGAGUGCGUCUGAGCAUGGCGUGGGUAUUCUUUCU
Molecule: messenger RNA, 1429 nt
Organism: Verruconis gallopava
Lineage: Eukaryota; Fungi; Ascomycota; Dothideomycetes; Venturiales; Sympoventuriaceae
Exons: 2
Coding region: 1-1407 (468 amino acids)
Biological process (GO): proteolysis
Cellular component (GO): fungal-type vacuole
Molecular function (GO): aspartic-type endopeptidase activity
Source: RefSeq, a predicted model, not a curated record